AAGUUCUAGAAAUUUGUUUGAGGAGAGCGCAAGUUUUCUCAAGAAAUCAUCAAAAAGUGUGUAUUUGGAGUAUUUUUGGGCUUGGUUUUGUAAAUUGUGGAAGAAAGGCCUGGAAGAAUGGAGCAGAAAGUUGAAGAACUGAAGAAGGACAUCGAAGAAUUGACUCAAUUGCAGGGUUUGGCUAUUCGGCAGAGGGUUAAAGAUGUACUGAUGAUGGAGAGGAAGAAGUGGGAGGGUGAAAUGUCUGCUUUGAUGCAGAAUCAAGUCGGUAAAAGUGAGAAAGCUGCAGGAAGCACAAGUGGCCCAAAGAGAUACGUUGUGGAGCUGACAAAUUACGCUUUUGACCAGAGUGAUGCCUUUGUAAAGCUCUUCGUGACUCUAGAUGGUGUUCAGAAGGUGCCCGAGGAGGGAGUAGUGGCUAGCUUCACAGAAAAGUCUCUCAAUCUUCAGGUAAGUGAUCUCAAUGGAAGGGACUAUGUUUUGGUGGUAAAAAAUCUCCUGGAGGCCAUAGACGUUGCCAAAAGCUACCGGAAGUUGAAGACGGACAUGAUUGUGAUCUAUAUGAAGAAGGUGAAGCAGGGCAGGAAGUGGGAUUGUCUCACGAGCACGGAGAAAAAAGUAAAAGACAUCAAGAAUAGCGCAUUUUCGGAUCUUGGCGAUGACUCAGACUCCAAGGAUCCAUCGGCUGGCCUCAUGAACAUGAUGAAGAAGAUGUAUGAAUCCGGAGAUCCUGACACUAAGAGGAUGAUUGCCAAGGCCUGGACUGAGGCACAAGAGAAGCGCGACGAAGCCAAAAUGCCUGAAUUGUAAUUUCAAAAUAAAAAAAACGUUCCAUUUCAUUUCUUAUAAAUAAAUCCACAUGGCUAUCGUAAAAA
Messenger RNA from Phlebotomus papatasi, 875 nucleotides. RefSeq names its product calcyclin-binding protein. Gene Ontology annotation, biological process: heart development. Gene Ontology annotation, molecular function: S100 protein binding; tubulin binding; ubiquitin protein ligase binding. The record is from RefSeq and is a predicted model, not a curated record. Bases 118 to 810 code for a protein of 230 amino acids. Gene Ontology annotation, cellular component: nucleus. The transcript has 2 exons. Lineage: Eukaryota; Metazoa; Arthropoda; Insecta; Diptera; Psychodidae.